AGCAUGGGCUCCGCCAAUUCGCCACGGGGCGACCCGCCAUGGCGAGAUGCGGAAGACCAAGUCUCGGAGCCCCGCGAGAAAGGUCCAGAAGUCCAGUAGCUUGCCAUCUUUGAAGAGGACCUACGUCGCACCAUUGCAACUAUGCUCUGUGAACAUCGCAAAGCACAGCUACUCCUGCAAAGAUGUUCGUUUAGGAAUUGUGGAGAAAGCCAAGCCGAGACGGCUACCUUUCAUGCAUGUGGAUCGAGCGGACGACGGCGGACAGAUCGCUCAAAAGCUGCCAUCUUUGAGAAAGAUUAUGAAUUCGAUUGCCAGAAUGAAGUUGCCGGAGCCUGGCACUAGUCUCGACCGCAGCCUGCAGAGUGGCAGCCUGCGGUCGAAUCCUCUUUUUGGAGGAUCUCCUCCUUUUCGAGGAGGGCCCCGACUGCCGAUCAAGCAUAAGCGCUUUAGCCCAGGGAGCCUCACGAAAGUGAAGCUGCCGCGCUCGCGGCCCUCCUCCGGAAGAAAAGACAAGAAGGGUGGGAAGCGUGCUGCCUGGGGCACGGAGACAGAGUUCGUGGAGUACAAUGAAGAGGACUCGAAUGACUCCCAAGAGGAAGCCUCAGAGCAAAGCUCGGAUAGUGAUUCCUCGGACUCCAGUUCAUCCAGCGGAUCAAGUAGCUUCAGUGGUUCCAGCGAUGAGCAUGUGGAGCCACCUCCAGAAGCCUUGCGGGGUCGCUCCACGGGGAUGACACGACGAAUGUCUGCCUUCGCCAUGAUGCUACCACUGCUAGAUAGCAACAAUCAGCCAGUGCGGCGAGCAUCAGUUGCAGAGGUCUUCUUGAAAGCGAUCGAGGCAAACAAAGAAAGCCAAAUUGAGGACAACAAGCCAGGAGAUGAAUUGGACUUUCCCUGGAGCGAUGAGGAGUGCCGAAGUGUUUUCAUCAAGUUUGACACAGACACGGAUGGAGAAGUCGCCACUGAAGAACUCGAGCUCAUGCUGCGGUACAUGGGAUGCAUUCUGCGGAAGGGCGAGGUGGACAAACUCGUUGCCGAGAUGUUCAGCUUCGCCACCGUGAGUUGGGAGGAGUGGAUGACAUUCUUGGAGAAAUAUCGAGAAGCUGAUGAGCAGUAUUUGCGCGCCGAGUUUGAUGCUGCAGACAACGACAAGAAUGGGGUUCUGGAUGUGGACGAACUGAAUGAACUCUUGGGAAAGAUGGGCUAUGUAAUCGAUUCCCACACGGUGAUGGAAGCUAUGGAUACGAUUGGCUGUGGUUCCAAGGGUACGGUUGACUUACGACGCUUCGAGAAGCUUCGAGAGCAUUUGCGCUGCACGGAAGGCCUUGCGAGGGCGGAUGUGAGGCAGCUGCGGAGCUUGUAUGACCGCAUCGCACACACCGCCAAGGUACAACACCGCUCCCGCAAGAUGGAUAUUGGUGUCGGGAGUCAGCAAGACAUCGCCAAAAAGCUCAUCGCAGAGCAGCAAGAAAUGCCAGUGGAGGACGUUUGGCGGGUUGUCCAGUACCUGGGCUACAAGAUCAGCUAUGAGCGAGUUCAAAUCAUUGCUCGAGAGGUCGACAAUGACGCCAGCGGCUACAUCAGCUUUCAGGAGCUCUUGAAGCUUGUGCGCCGCGUCCGGGACGCGGAGCGAGAAGCCAUCUCCACGGUCUUCGAGAUCCUCGCUGAAGAGGGUAUCAGGUUGCAGCUGCGAGACCUAGGACAUGCACUAGCAGAGUUGAGGUACUAUGUGACAGAAGACCUGAUCAAGCACAUCCUGGAUCACCUUCGGCUAAAGAGUAACCAAUACGUGACUCAGGAUGAGACGGUUGCAUUUCUGAAUGCACUUCGGGAGAAGGACGGCUUCACCCCACAGGAGAGAAGAGAAAUGGAAGGGGCCUUCGAGCACCAGUGCCAGGUCACGGCUCAACGGCGGUUCCUGCAACAGCUGGAGGAGCAUCCACAUCCUCCCAAGACGGGAUCACCAAAGACGGCUCCAGCAUCACCCACCACUGGCCUGCAGAUCCCAGUCCCUGCGAGCCCCAAAACCACGCACGCCUCACCUAGACCUCCUGGUGUCAACCUGGAUGCAGUACGGGCAGAUCAUGCAGUCGAUGCCUUGCGAGCGAGUCGGGUGAUGCGUUGGUUUGGUUUUACCAAGCCUCUCCAGCAAGUGCAGACCAUGUUAGACGAGAUUGAUCUGGAUGCUAGGGGCAAGUUGGAGAUCACAGAGUUUCUGAAGCUCAUGCAGCGACAAUUCUCAGAAUUGAGAGGAGAACAGUGGAAUCUCUUCACAAUGCUGGACAACAAGGGCAACGACCAUGUGAUGGUUUCAAAGAUCCCCUUCGCAGUUCAGAAGCUGUCGCAAUACGGGGCAUCGAUUGCAAAAGCAGAGAAGGCCGCCAAUGAGAACCAUUUCACCUUGAUGGAUACGAAGGAAUCGGUGUCCAGAUCCACCUUCCAAGCAUUCUUCAAGAGUUUCCGCCGCUUGGAGAUUGACGAGAUGCGACAGCACGCUUGCUACAAUGCUUCCGAGGUGUUGGCACUCAGGGAAUGCUUCAACAAAUUUGAUAAGGACAGGAGUGGUACAGUAGAAAAGCGCGAGCUUGCCAAGAUCAUUGCAGAGUACUUUCCAGAGGCAACCAAGUCCAAAGAAGGCCGAGCUGAGAUGCAGCUGAUCUUGAAGGACGUGGACCAAGACGGCAACGGGGCCUUGGACUUUCUCGAGUUUUUGGUGUUGAUGCGCCGCUGCGAUGACAUCAGAGAUGAGAGCGACAUCCAGCUAGAAGAGACGGUGGCCGUGGCCCUGGGCAUCGAAGCAGACGAGUUGGAAGGCUACAGAUCGAUUUUUGCGGCAAAGGCAAAUUGGGUAGGAGAGCUAACACCUGCAGAUGUCCAGAGCAUUAUGAGUUACAUUACAGAGUUCAGCGAUGAAGAUGUCAGUGCUUUGAAUGCGAUUGUCCGCGAGGUUCACCCUGACCACAAGCUGCUCAUGCGAUUUCCUCAGUUUCUUCAAGUGAUGAAGCGCUUGGUCGACGACAAUGUGGGAAACAUCAACCAGCACUGCGAGCGCACCCUCAAGAGGGCCUCGCAGCGCGGGUCGCUCUUGCUUUGAUCUUUGGGAGGCGUGGCAUUCUUUCGGAUGGCCGUACAAGCAGCCAUCAAUGUCCGGCCUGUUUGUGUAUUUUCCCGCUUCCUUUGCGCUCUCCAUUUCGAAGUGAAACACUCUAUCGCCACAGGCACUUGCACCCCAGAGCAGAAAAACUGCGCACACAGGAUUCUGAGGCUGUGGGUCAUGCAUUCUCGGCACGGAGGUUGUCAUCAACUGGGUGCUGAGGAAGCUGUUCAUUUUGACGAGACUGUUGGCGAGGGUGCUUGACUUGGGUGGGGGGCAAGCUGCAGAUUUCAAUACGAACCUGAUCUAGUUUGCAGGAUGCAAGACCUGGAACAUAUCAAGUAGCGUGAGAGUGAUAUUGGUCCUUUGACAAAAUCCUGGAAGUACCAGGAGUUUCACUGUGGGUAAGUGUUCUUUAGUUUUUUAUUGCCUUUUGUGGCUUUGUUGCUUUUCGUGGCUUUCCUGUGGCUUUUCUUCUGUCGUUUGUUUUGGUAGCUUUUGUGGCUUUUGAGUUCGCCUUUGGCCGGCUUCCACACAUUUCCACACUGUGCCCGCCCUCAACCAAACUGAAGUAAGAAGUAGCAAUUAGAUCAAUUAGCAACUGUGCAGACUGUGCAUAUCAAUCAAUAAACAUGGACCCAAAUACAAGCAGAAAUUCAGCAUUUCAGUCCUGCAGCUUCAGGAAAUGUCUAUGUCCUAGCCGACCUCGCUCUCAGCGCAAAGAGUCACUAAAGAAAUGAAACCAUCCAAAUGAUUGUCAUAGUGCGUUUGGCAGUCUUUGCCGAUUAUACAGUAAUUGCUCAUACCACAAAAGCAGGGUUGAACGACAUGCGGCAAAAAAGGGGUGCGGAUAGGUCUUGGUGCUUGCUUUUUAGGUUGCGAGUGUUUUAUAUUUAUUGCUUCUGGGUAGGAUCCUGCAUUUUGCAUUGCUUUGACACAGGAAGCUCUCAUCUCCUGCGUGUUGCAAGCGGAGUGUAAAUAUAUACGAUUAUAUGCGUGUAAGUAAACCACUGAGAAGGAUCCUCGCGUAGCGUCGCACACAGGGUUUAACGGUUUAACAUGCAAAAGAAGUGCCGCUGGAGUUGAUUUCGUGGCAGGUGCAGAUGUCAUGGCCGAUGGCGCAGCAUCAUGCUCUGUUCGUGCGUCCGUGCUUUCUUUCGCGGCACCAUGCUACUUUGCUGCUAGCUUCUUCGCUUGCUUCCUGUUUUGCUCCCUUCGUUGCUACUUGCCUGGCAGAAAAGCGAACAAGAGCACAGACAGAAACAAGCAGACAAGCGAAGCAAGCAAGAAAAUACAUAAAAGUGGAAAAGCAGAGAAGGUCUUCCCCAAAAAAAUACAACUUACCACUAACUAAACAUUGCAAGAGUGAUGAGAUUGCAUCGACAUCCGAACAUGUGGCAAAAAUACUCCCAAAUAUUGCUGCAGUCGACAGCAGGGGCAGGUUCUGGGGCAUACUGUUACAAAGCUGCAUGGACAAAAAGAAACGUGUUCCUUUGGGAGCCCGGUAGUGCAUUCCCCUCUUUGAAAAUUGCAGCCUUUGUUGCCUCAGGGGCUUGACUUUUCCUGAUUAAGCAAGCCUUUUCCAUUGUUUUGGUGUGCUCCGUGUUGUUCAAGUCUUUGAAAUGCUGGUCUUUGCUGGACGUUGUGUCGAGGCACUUGUUACUUCCACUUGGUAUCCUGAAAACAUACACGGCGGCACAAAUCGAAAGGCACGACUCAUACUGCACAGGGCAGAUAAUAUAGCAUUCUGCACCCAUGGAUGUUUUCUUUGUGCAUGUGGGCACAUGUGGGUCACAGAAAGUCUAAGCUUUGCAUGCCCUUUUCAGGACUCAAGUUAUCCACUUGCCCCAGUGCUCAAAAAUGGUUUCACUGCUUGGCUGUGAGUGCCUCAGUCUCACCACAAGUUUGGCCAAGAGUUUUUGACAUUCAAAGAGCCGUGCACUGAACACACUUGACCGAGCUUGGCUACAAGCGGAGGGGCUGAUCCGAAAUGGCUCAGAUUUUUUGUCGGCACAUGCUGAGCAUGAUCUGUCGCCCGCAAAUGGUACAUGCGGAGCACAACAAGUCAGAACCGAUGAAUGCUGGGAGUUGGGGCACCUCCGUACGCAGCCUACAAGUGC
Durusdinium trenchii is the source of this 5211-nucleotide messenger RNA. The record is from the annotation of a GenBank genome assembly. NCBI's taxonomy places the organism in Eukaryota, Dinophyceae, Suessiales, Symbiodiniaceae.